Messenger RNA from Silurus meridionalis, 893 nucleotides. It is a transcript of the gene btf3l4, whose product is annotated as basic transcription factor 3-like 4. The transcript has 6 exons. The coding region runs from base 136 to 612 and encodes 158 amino acids. Lineage: Eukaryota; Metazoa; Chordata; Actinopteri; Siluriformes; Siluridae. The record is from RefSeq and is a predicted model, not a curated record.
CACCAGCAGGGGCAGCAGUUCAUUGUACGCACGACGGCGUGAAAUAAAAGUGACGUGAAUAAACGGUGUCGUCAUUUCCGCCUUCUUCUUUUGUCGCAUGCUUUUUCUGACCAGCUGUAGGUAAAAGAAGACAAAAUGAACCAAGAAAAACUGGCUAAACUUCAAGCCCAGGUCCGAAUAGGGGGCAAGGGAACAGCACGUAGGAAGAAGAAGGUCGUCCACCGAACCGCGACGGCGGACGACAAAAAACUUCAGAGUUCGUUAAAGAAACUUGCAGUGAACAACAUCGCUGGGAUCGAGGAGGUGAAUAUGAUAAAGGAUGAUGGUACAGUGAUCCACUUUAAUAACCCUAAAGUGCAGGCGUCCUUGUCUGCAAACACCUUCGCCAUCACGGGCCAUGCAGAGACCAAGCAGCUGACAGAGAUGCUUCCCGGCAUCCUCAGCCAACUCGGUGCAGACAGUCUCACGAGUCUGCGCAAACUCGCCGAGCAGUUCCCCAGACAAGUACUUGACAACAAAGCCCCCAAAGCAGAAGAUAUCGAUGAAGAGGAUGAUGAUGUCCCAGAUCUGGUAGAGAACUUCGACGAGGCGUCAAAGAACGAGGCCAACUGAUCGCACGUGGUUAACUGGGACUGCAGUUCAGGACCCGAACCUGUUGCAGUAUUUUAUGAUAACGAAACAUAUCAACACUAUCCAGCAACCCAGAGACUUUUGUUCUUUUGUUUUUUUUUUAAUUGGCACCCUUGCCCCAGAUAAUGUUCCUCGGCCAGUCUCUCGCUCUUAAACAAGAUGACGGCGUACGGUUCAGAACGAAAACCAGGAUCGUGAUCGCGACUGACUGGAAACUAGUCUUAAUUAUUUUUGUCAAGUAAACAAUAAAUAUCAAAACCUUU